Ostrinia nubilalis (European corn borer) is the source of this 1155-nucleotide messenger RNA. It is a transcript of the gene spn-F, whose product is annotated as protein spindle-F. The transcript is spliced from 2 exons. The coding region runs from base 46 to 1149 and encodes 367 amino acids. NCBI's taxonomy places the organism in Eukaryota, Metazoa, Arthropoda, Insecta, Lepidoptera, Crambidae. The record is from RefSeq and is a predicted model, not a curated record.
GCUAUUAGAUUUAAGUUUCUUUGUUUCUCUAAAUCAUAAAAACAAAUGGAUUCGUCAUCAAUUGUAAGUUUCAAUAAUGAUUCUACAUUUCAAUCAACACUAAAAGGCGAUUAUAAUAAUGUUAGUGUUCACGAAUUGGCAUUACACGCAAUGAGAGAUCGAUGUUUACUGCUACAACGGAGAAUCAAUGCUCUAGAAAGUGAUAACAUGCGUUUAAAACUAGACAUUACUAAAGCUAAUGAAAAUACCCCAUACAUCCCUCUACCUGAAGAUGAAAAGUUUCAGCUGCAACAAAAAAUCGCUGAAUUAAAUAAACAGAAAUCCCAGCUCUUACAUCAUGUUUUUAUGGUUUCUUGUGAAAAUAAGAAUCUUUGGAAUAAAAUAUCGGCUAUCAAAGGGCCAGAAAAAGCUACUAAAGAAUAUACUAAGCAACCACUUGCACGGGCUAACACCUAUGUGCACAGUACACCAAAAACAAGUGCAAACUAUCAAGAAAAAUAUUCCGAAUCUAGCUUAGAAGAGAUAUCACUCAAGUUAAUAAAUAGCUACAUCCAAGAGAAGUCACAAUUAGUGGAACAAUAUGAGCAAAUGGCACAACUUCAAGAUGCUGAUGAUGAGAAUUUUCUGAAUGUCGAAUCUAUAGGCUUUGCAUAUAUGGAAGACCCAGCUAUGGACUCCCUAAAGGAGAUUCAUUUACAUACUGAGAAACUGCAAAAUCUUAAAAAAGAACUUGCUCAACAAGAGCAAGACCUAAAAGUUGUGAUAACAAGAAUAGAAACUGUAUUAAAAGAAGGCUACAAAUGUCCAACUUGUAUUGCAAACAAUACUAAAAUUAUUACAUCUGAACACAAGGAAAUUGAAACAAGUGAUAGUUUAGCAAAUUGGGCUACGCCAGUGGAAUCCAGCAACUACAAUAACUUCAGUGACCUGAACACAUCGGCUUAUAAAAAAAAUAUAGAUAAAAAUGACAGUGAAAGUAGAGCAUGUCCUAAUAAAGUAUGUCCAAUGUGUGGACAAAAUUUUCAGGAAGAUGUAGCUUUUACAGAAUUCCAAUCGCAUGUUGAAAAUCAUUUUAUUGGAGAAAGUGAAGCAGAUUCUGUUAUAGACAACUUUGAAAACGUUCCAUAUUCUUUUGAUCCUGUGAUAUAAUAUUCC